Molecule: messenger RNA, 1606 nt
Organism: Nymphaea colorata (pocket water lily)
Lineage: Eukaryota; Viridiplantae; Streptophyta; Magnoliopsida; Nymphaeales; Nymphaeaceae
Product: actin-like
Exons: 5
Coding region: 230-1363 (377 amino acids)
Cellular component (GO): cytoplasm
Source: RefSeq, a predicted model, not a curated record
UGAUCCCUUCUCUCUUCGCUCUCUGCCUCUCUUCCUCCCUCUCCCCUUGCAACAGCGUAGAGGAAAAGAACAAGGAAAUUUCGAUCUCCUUCGGAAGGUGAUUGCCGCUUCCGCCUCCAUCUCUUGUUUCGAAUUGGGUUCUCGAUCGGUUCUCUUGAGGAGCAGACAGUGGUGGCGGGCUUCUGUGUUCCGCUUUUCCUUCUCUUUCUCUGGCAAUUAAAGUUUAGAGAUGGCAGACACCGAGGACAUUCAGCCUCUUGUGUGCGACAAUGGAACUGGGAUGGUCAAGGCUGGAUUUGCUGGGGAUGAUGCUCCACGAGCUGUUUUUCCCAGCAUUGUUGGACGCCCACGCCACACUGGUGUGAUGGUUGGUAUGGGCCAAAAAGAUGCAUAUGUGGGUGAUGAAGCUCAAUCCAAGAGAGGUAUCUUAACUCUGAAAUACCCUAUUGAGCAUGGCAUUGUGACCAACUGGGAUGACAUGGAGAAAAUCUGGCAUCACACUUUCUACAAUGAACUCCGAGUUGCUCCAGAAGAACACCCGGUUCUACUUACAGAGGCACCUCUCAACCCCAAAGCGAAUCGUGAAAAGAUGACCCAAAUCAUGUUUGAGACAUUUAAUUCCCCUGCGGUGUAUGUGGCUAUUCAAGCUGUUCUCUCGCUUUAUGCCAGUGGUCGUACAACAGGUAUCGUUUUGGACUCUGGGGAUGGUGUUAGCCACACCGUUCCAAUUUAUGAAGGCUAUGCCCUUCCACAUGCAAUUUUGCGUCUUGACCUUGCGGGACGUGAUUUGACUGAUGCACUCAUGAAGAUCCUGACUGAGCGUGGUUACUCUUUCACCACCACUGCUGAACGGGAAAUUGUCCGUGACAUGAAGGAAAAGCUUGCUUACAUAGCCCUUGACUAUGAACAAGAGCUUGAGACUGCCAAGACCAGCUCCUCGAUUGAGAAGAGCUAUGAGCUGCCUGAUGGGCAAGUUAUUACCAUUGGGGCUGAGCGCUUCCGAUGCCCAGAGGUGCUCUUCCAGCCAUCAAUGAUUGGGAUGGAAGCUGCAGGAAUUCACGAGACCACUUACAACUCCAUCAUGAAGUGCGAUGUGGACAUCAGGAAAGAUUUGUAUGGAAACAUUGUGCUCAGUGGUGGAUCCACCAUGUUCCCAGGUAUAGCGGACCGUAUGAGCAAGGAGAUUACUUCCUUGGCACCAAGCAGCAUGAAGAUCAAGGUGGUUGCACCACCUGAGAGGAAGUACAGUGUCUGGAUUGGAGGAUCUAUCUUGGCAUCCCUCAGCACAUUCCAGCAGAUGUGGAUUUCCAAAGCUGAGUAUGAUGAGUCGGGGCCAUCAAUUGUGCACAGGAAGUGCUUCUAAUUGCAGUGGUCACAGAGGAGGGCUUUUACUAGAAGAUUUGUUGAUUGGUUUCUGCUUUUCCAUUUUAAGUGUUGAACAAUAUGUUGUAUGCCGAUGUUUCAGUUGGAAAAAUAUGUGGCCAAUUAUUUCUUUUAUUAUUUUUUUUUUCUUUCUCUGAGUUGAAUUGUGUAAACUGAAUACUUUUGGGAGGCUUUCUUGAAAUUGUUUCUGCUUUGGGUAAUAUGAUCAGGCUAUUUAUUACCA